Messenger RNA from Malania oleifera, 4731 nucleotides. Its product is annotated as PH, RCC1 and FYVE domains-containing protein 1. The coding region runs from base 509 to 3898 and encodes 1129 amino acids. The transcript is spliced from 9 exons. The record is from RefSeq and is a predicted model, not a curated record. Gene Ontology annotation, molecular function: metal ion binding. Lineage: Eukaryota; Viridiplantae; Streptophyta; Magnoliopsida; Santalales; Ximeniaceae.
GAUUUUUUUUUUAUAUUUUUUAUUUGCUGUAUUGGGCUUUGGAAAUGUCUUCUCAAUUCUUUUCUUUUUCGUCUCAGGCGAUUCAUGCUUUUUCUCAUCUUUGACUCGUACUUGCAUUUAGAUACUUCCUCUCUCUCUCUCGCCUCUCAUUUUCCCCGUCUCAAUUCUCAUCCCUUUCUCCGUCCGGUUCUCAGGCGACGGGGCGUGCGGUUCCUCGCCGGGAGUUUUGUUCAGGAGCCGUCGGUGCCCCUCCGCGACUGCCGGAGAGCUGUGUCGUUUGAAGUCCAGUAGCCGGGCUGGGGUCUAGUCCACGCUGGUCCGCGACAGGGCUCGGGGCGUCCCGCCUGUAAGUUGGGGAGCUCCGUAGAUCUAGGGUUUAAGAGAGGUGGUUUGGCGUGAACGGUGAGUAGAUGUGACCGUUGAUGGUAGUGCACGGCCGGGUUGAUGAUGACCGGAACGCCGGCCAGCAGUCGCAGAGGGUGGUGGUCCGGUAAAUCUCUCACAUGGAAUGGCAGAUCUUGUUAGUUACGGGGAUGCCGACCGUGACAUCGAGCAGGCAUUAAUCGCUCUGAAGAAAGGUGCUCAGCUGCUUAAGUAUGGUCGUAAGGGAAAGCCGAAGUUUUGUCCGUUUAGACUUUCUAAUGACGAAUCUUCUUUAAUUUGGUUUUCAAGCAGUGGUGAAAGAAGUUUGAAGCUAGCUUCUGUCUCGAGAAUUAUUCCUGGACAAAGAACUGCUGUUUUUCAACGGUAUCUUCGUCCUGAAAAGGACUAUUUGUCCUUUUCUCUUAUAUAUAACAACGGGAAACGCUCUCUUGAUUUGAUUUGCAAGGAUAAAGUUGAGGCAGAGGUGUGGAUUGCAGGUCUCAAAGCAUUGAUAUCCUCAGGUCAAGGUGGGCGCUCCAAAAUUGAUGGGUGGAGUGAUGGAGGCCUCUACUUGGAUGAUGGUCGAGACGUGACCUCAAAUAGUCCAAGUGAUAGUUCUAUUAGUGCUACACGAGAUAUUAGCUCUCCUGAAGUUUCUGUCGGUCUCAACCCAAAUAGUUCUCCCAAGGGUUACAGGCCUGAGAAUUCUUUGUCCUCUGAAAGGUCUUAUGUAGGAUUAGACAACACGAAUAUGCAAGUAAAAGGAUCUGGUUCAGAUGCAUUUCGAGUUAGUGUUUCUAGUGCUCCUAGUACCUCUAGUCAUGGUUCUGCCCCAGAUGACUGUGAUGCUUUAGGGGAUGUAUACAUAUGGGGUGAGGUUAUAUGUGAUAAUUUUGUAAAAGUUGGGGCUGAUAAGCAUGCUACUCUUUUAAGCACAAGAACAGAUGUGCUUCUUCCCAGACCAUUAGAAUCCAAUGUAGUUUUGGAUGUACAUUAUAUAGCUUGCGGAGUUAGGCAUGCUGCCCUUGUUACAAGGCAAGGUGAAGUUUUUACAUGGGGUGAAGAAUCCGGUGGACGGCUGGGGCAUGGUGUUGAGAAGGACGACACUCAACCUCGUCUUGUUGAAUCUUUAGCAGUUUCUAAUGUUGAUUUUGUUGCCUGUGGGGAGUUCCAUACUUGUGCUGUAACCAUGGCUGGUGAACUUUAUACUUGGGGUGAUGGCACUCAUAAUGCUGGUCUUCUUGGUCAUGGCUCUGGUGUCAGUCACUGGAUACCCAAGAGAAUAUCAGGCACUCUUGAAGGACUUCAGGUUGCUUCAGUUACUUGUGGUCCAUGGCAUACAGCAUUUGUGACGUCAACAGGACAGCUCUUUACAUUUGGUGAUGGGACAUUUGGCGUAUUAGGACACGGUGACAGAGAAAAUGUAUUGUAUCCAAGAGAAGUAGAAUCUCUAGCAGGUUUGAGGACAAUUUCUGUCGCAUGUGGGGUUUGGCACACUGCUGCUGUGGUGGAGGUUAUUGUAACACAGUCUAGUGCAAGUGUUUCAUCAGGAAAAUUGUUUACUUGGGGUGAUGGAGAUAAAAACCGUCUUGGUCAUGGAGACAAGGAACCUCGGCUUGAGCCCACUUGUGUGCCAGCAGUCGUUGAUUACAAUUUUCACAAAGUUGCUUGUGGGCAUAGUUUAACUGUUGGUUUGACUACGUCAGGGCAACUUUUUACAAUGGGUAGUACUGUUUAUGGUCAGCUUGGCAAUCCUCAGUCAGAUGGAAAGCUACCUUGCUUGGUAGAAGAUAAGCUUGCUGGGGAACCUGUUGAAGAGAUUGCUUCUGGUGCAUAUCAUGUAGCAGUAUUAACAGCCAGGAAUGAGGUCUAUACUUGGGGAAAAGGAGCUAAUGGAAGGUUGGGCCAUGGAGAUAUUGAAGAUCGUAAAACACCAACUUUGGUUGAAUCUUUGAAAGAUAGGCAUGUUAAAUACAUUGCCUGUGGUUCAAAUUACACUGCUGCUAUUUGUCUUCAUAAAUGGGUUUCUGGUGCUGAGCAGUUGCAAUGCUCAGCUUGUAGACAGGCUUUUGGGUUUACUCGAAAGAAGCACAAUUGCUAUAAUUGUGGACUUGUGCACUGCCACUCAUGUAGUUCGAGAAAAGCAUUGAGAGCUGCACUGGCUCCUAAUCCCAGUAAACCAUAUCGUGUUUGUGAUUCCUGCUAUACCAAACUAAACAAGGUGUCAGAAGCUGGUGUUAAUGUCAGGAGGAAUGCUGCAGCCCGCCUUUCAGGUGAAAAUAAGGACAGGUUAGACAAGGCUGACUUGAGAUUGACCAAAUCUGCAAUGCCUUCUAAUAUGGAUUUGAUUAAACAGUUAGAUAGCAAAGCAGCCAAACAAGGGAAGAAGGGUGAUACAUUCUCCCUGGUUCGCUCAUCCCAAGCACCAUCUUUGUUACAAAUAAAAGAUGUUGUUCUUUCUAGUGCUGUUGAUCUACGACAAACUGUUCCUAGACAAGUUUUUACACCAUCUGGAGUUAAUUCAAGGUCUGUAUCUCCUUUUUCAAGGAGACCGAGCCCACCACGUUCAGCUACGCCUAUUCCUACAUCAGGACUAGCUUUUUCCAACAGCAUUGCUGAUAGUUUGAAGAAAACAAAUGAACUUUUGAAUCAGGAAGUGCACAAGUUACGUGCACAGGUUGAGAGCCUGAGACAGCGGUGUGAACUUCAAGAAUCAGAGCUUCAGAAAUCGACAAAGAAAGCUCAAGAAGCUAUGGAACUGGCUGCUGAGGAAUCCGCUAAAUCUUUGGCGGCGAAAGAAGUUAUAAAGUCUCUUACAGCACAGCUUAAAGAUAUGGCUGAUAGGCUGCCGCCUGGAGUUUAUGAUACCGACAGUAUGAGGCCAGUUUAUGUACCAAAUGGCUUGGAGCCAAAAGGCAUUCACAUUCUUGAUGCAAAUGGAGAGCGACAUUCGAGAUCUGAUUCAAUCAGUGGGUCUUACAUGGCUUCAUCUGCAAGCAUUGACUCGACUGUGUUAAAUGGGGCUCAGAACACCACUCAGUCUCUUAGGGAUCAACCUGGAAACAAUGAAACUUCCCGACAACAGGUGCUUCUAACCCACAAUGGGAACAAUGGGAGGGAUGACCAGCCAGAUUUUAAACGGUUGAAUGGUAGUGUUCUUCAGGCCGGUAGCAACAGUGUGCCUGAGACUGUUGAUGGAAAGGGUUCUGGGUCUUUCCAAGAUUGUGAGAAUGGUAUGAAAUCUAGGAAUUCUGGAUUGGUUGGAAACUCCAAUCAGGUUGAGGCUGAAUGGAUUGAACAGUAUGAGCCUGGUGUUUAUAUAACUCUUGUGGCUCUCCUGGACGGAACGAGAGAUCUCAAACGAGUGCGCUUCAGCCGGAGAAGAUUUGGAGAGCACCAAGCGGAGACUUGGUGGUCAGAGAACCGUGAAAAGGUGUAUGAGAGGUACAAUGUUCGUGGGUCAGACAAGUCAUCAGCGUCAGGCCAGGCCGCUCGCAGAUCAGAUGGAGCCAUUUCGCCAUCUUCCCAACGGUAGCAACAAUGGAGGGAGAGAAGCUCUCGACAUUGGCACAUUUUGUAUGAGAGAUUGUUAGGAUUUUGAAGAAUAUCCAAGAAUUUAAUAUGGAAGGAAGCAAUCUCAUUUCAUCCUUCGUUUUUAUUUCCACCUUUUUCAUUUUUCCUAUUUAUUUGUUUUGUUCAAAUUUAUUUCCUCAAUUAUCUGCCCCUUCACUUACAUGUAUUGUAGUGUACAUAAAAUCAUCAAUUGUGAGAUAAUGCGGGCAGAAAAAGCUUUUGUUCCCUUUCUUUUUAUUUUCCUUUUCCUUUUUUAAAACAAUUUACGCCUUAUUUCUUCUCCUGAUUGUUUUCUCUUGUUUGAUUUAGUCUGACAUUUUACCUAGCCUCUUCAAUGUUGUUGGCACUCAGCAAUAUUUGGCUCAAAUAUGUCUGGCCGAGAUUGUGGUUCUGAGAAAUAUGAUCCAACAAAGGGCACGAGCCCUGGUGGGGGGGUGAUGAAGGUCACUCAGCAGAAAGCAUGAAAUCAGUGCAGCGAGAAAACACGAAGCCCCUAGAAGUGGUUGAAUGUGGGGUGGGGAAGUUCUUGGAAAGCAAUUCAGUUGGUUAGGUUGUUUGAAGUUGCUUUGGUUGAUGGAUCAAAAAUUUGUUUUAAGAUGUAAUUGCAGAUCAGAAUGAAGUCAAUUUUUUCUUGUAAUUUGUCUGUCUCGGCCUGUCAAAUAUUAUUUUUUAAAAUUUUAGGCUGUGAAUGGGUUUAGUGCAAUUCCUCCAUUGUGUAAAUAAGUAGGGGUUGAACAAGCAUUGUAAGGUAUCUCUAUGAUUUGAGUUUAUUUCAGCGUUUCAGUUUUAUUUUCA